AGAUGGCACUAGUGUCGCUUACUCAUUGUCCGUAUAAAUUCAUUGAACAGGCAUUAUUUUCGUUUAUUUCGUUUUGACAUUUUCAUCUCAACUUAGUGGAGGAAAGAUUAUUAAAAUUUAAUUAAAAAACUUGUUAAAAAUUGUAUAAGAAAAUAAGGUGCUAAAAUUACACAAGAAAAUAUGGACAUACUUGAUAGGAUAUAUGGAGGAUGGCGUUAUAUAAUGGAGCAGAAAUCAGAUCCGCGAACUAGAAAUUGGUUUAUGAUGAACAGCCCAUUACCGACAAUUGCCUUGAGUGCAACUUACAUUAUCACAGUGAAGAUUAUCGGUCCAAAAUUAAUGGAGAAUCGAAAGCCACUCGAAAAUGCAAAAAAACUUCAAUUCUAUUAUAACUUAUUUCAUUUACUCAUCAAUGUUUUCCUUUUCUAUGAGGCAUGCGCGACUGGUUGGCUUACAUAUUAUUCCUUCCGAUGUCAACCGGUUGAUUUUAGUAUGGAAGGAGUACCAUAUCGUAUCGCCGUGGAUUGUUGGCUGUAUUUCUUAAGUAAAUUUACCGAUUUCUUUGAAACGUGUAUAUUUGUGAUGCUUAAACGAUUUGAUAUGAUUAACCUUUAUCAUGUUGCGCAUCAUAGCAUUAUGCCUGUCUCAGUCUGGUGGGGUGUGAAAUUCUUAGCUGGAGGUCAUUCAACAUUUUUCGGCUUGAUCAAUACGUUCGUUCAUAUUGUUAUUUACACUUAUCUGCUUACCAUACAGCAAUUCCCAUCAACAAAAAAUACAAUUUUCUUCUGGUGGAAGCCAUUCUAUCCGUUUUUCCAGAUUGCCCAGUUCGGUCUAAUAUUCCUUCACGCAUUCCAAUUGAUAGUAAGCAAUGAAUGCAACUAUCCUAUGAGUUUUGUAUAUUUCAUUGGCGGUCAUGCAGUGCUAUUUUUCAUAUUAGUACGAAGUAAAAUGCAUUCUGAUAAAUUAAAGCUUCUAAAAGUUGAACCGAAUACCAAAAAGCAUGAAACAGACGAAAAUCAAAAUGUAAUUGAGAAAGUAAUUGAAUCCACCUACGAAACAACGCGGCAAAGAGUACUUGUAGAGCCAUCACGAUGAAGAUGUAACAAUUUAUGAUGAGACCAUUCCUCUAAGGUUAACUGUCUUUAAACGCUUUAUAAAUAUUUGAUUAAAUAAAUAGAAAUAUAAGUUUAGACAUUAAGAAAAAAAUUUAAGAUCAAACAGUGUCAAAACAUUAAGCAUUGGUAUUUAGCUUCAUGGAUAUUGAAAGUCAAGUUCAAUAAAACAGGUGUAAACAUCUCUUUAAAUAACGAUUGUUUUUAUAGUUUGAAAAACGAUAGCAAGUUGAUUUUCCAGUGGACUAUAUUUCAAUUCCAA
This is a messenger RNA of Chironomus riparius, 1374 nucleotides long. The record is from the annotation of a GenBank genome assembly. NCBI's taxonomy places the organism in Eukaryota, Metazoa, Arthropoda, Insecta, Diptera, Chironomidae.